AUGACGUGGAGUCGCUUCAGGGAGAUUUUCUUUGAGCGAUACUUUGGGAUCAAAGUUUCUGUAUCUGACGCAAGGGUCUAUGAUAGUGCAGCAGAGGUCUAUGAUAGUGCAGCAAGGGGCAUCACACAGAGAGCUAGUCCAUCUGGUAUGACGUGGGGCGGCUUCAAAGAGGUAAUUUUCGAGAGAUACUUUUCGGUCUCCACUCGAGAUUUGAAGGUCAAUGAGUUCUCGGGCCUGAAGCAGGGAACUCUGACGAUGCAGAGGUAUGCCGCCAAAUUUAUCAAGUUAUCUCGGUUUGCGCCAUACUUGGUCCUAAAUAAGUAUAAGAAGGCUCGGAGGAUUGAGAGGGGUCUGAAGAAAGACAUUCGCCGUCUCGUGGGGAUGCUACAGAUCCGUGAGUUGUCGAUCUUGGUGGAUAAAGCCACCAUAACUGAGACCGACCUUCAAGGUGAUGAGGUGGUGCAGGAACAUAGGAAGAGGCCAAUUUCUUCUAGUUCUCAGUCUGGUCCUCGGCAGGGACAGUGGAAGAAGAAGAAGAACUAUAGUUUGGGUUAUCAGCAGUCUACCGACUGGCAGAGUUCUCAGGGGGAUCAAUCCUCCGCCCCGUGCGCCAAGUGCCAUAAAAGGCACGAUGGGGAGCGUUAG
Messenger RNA from Malania oleifera, 645 nucleotides. RefSeq lists its product as uncharacterized. The transcript is spliced from 2 exons. Bases 1 to 645 code for a protein of 214 amino acids. The record is from RefSeq and is a predicted model, not a curated record. NCBI's taxonomy places the organism in Eukaryota, Viridiplantae, Streptophyta, Magnoliopsida, Santalales, Ximeniaceae.